Messenger RNA from Camellia sinensis, 1711 nucleotides. RefSeq lists its product as uncharacterized. Lineage: Eukaryota; Viridiplantae; Streptophyta; Magnoliopsida; Ericales; Theaceae. The record is from RefSeq and is a predicted model, not a curated record. Gene Ontology annotation, molecular function: phosphoglycerate dehydrogenase activity.
GUCAUUAAACUAUUCAAAAAACCCAUCAUAUGAAUCAAUAAAAAAAACAUCAUAGAAUUUAAAGAUUUUUUUUGAGGCAGAGUAUAAAAAGUUUCCCCAUUUCGUCCACCUUUGGAUUUCUCGAACCAGAUUGCUUUAGAGUGAGAAAGUACAUCCAAGUUUUGAUCUGAGAAAGUGAUUUGAAGAGUUAGUUGGGUUGCUCUGUUUUUUUCACUAUUGCGAUUUGGGCCACAAAAAUUGGGAAGGAGAGAGGAGAUCAAAACCUCUCAGCUUGGAGCUUGAAAGCGAUUCGAAAGAGAGAGAGUACCAAUCGCAGCUUGGAUUUGAUCCAUUGGAGGUUUUUAAUCAAUAGAGAUAUAUAAGUAUAUACUACAAAAGGUAAAGGACAGAGCCAGCUUGUGGAUGGAAGAUUUUCUUGGGUUUCUCUCCUUGUCUGCUUCACAAUUACAUGGAUUGAGGUCCUGAAAAAUGAAAAAUUCUUACGAAACAUUGAGCGAAAACAAGACAUCUGAUCCCCGGCUCCAGAUCAUUAGGCACCCUUUGUACCAACCCUGCAGCAAAUUAUCAUCGCCGUGGUUUCAAUUGAGAGUUUUCUAUGUUAGAAUCAGCAAUUUCUUGGUCGAUGAUUCGACCCCUGAGUGUCUCACUCUGAAUCACAUCCCUCUAAGCCUCGAUACUGUCCUUGAAGUGAAUGGCGUGCGAUGUGGCAUUAACUCAGAAGGAAUCUCAUCUUCUCUUCGGAGAGACAGAGUGGAUAAAAAAUCCGAGGAAGCCACAUUCGUGAGCACUGAUAGUAUAAGGUUUGCAGGGAGUGUGAAAUUUGAGGUUUUCGAUAAAGAAGAGCCGGUGUUAUAUGGGGUUUUGGAGAUGUCAAAUACCAAUGGUUUUAAUGGUGACUCAAAGAGCAGACAAGGAUGGAACAUGAAUUGUGAAUCAAUGAUGACUGCGACGAGUGGAUUCUUGAAGGGAAAACAAAUUGUGGGUUCUGAGUCGUUGUCGCCUACUAUUGAAGUCUAUGUUGCCGGUUGUUUCUCAGGAAGACCAAUUAUCCUAACCAAGACUUUGCAACUUGGUUUCUGGAGAAAACAGAAUAGGAAGGGGAUGCUGGAUUCAAUCCCGGAGUAUGAGACAGCCGAAUCCCCGAAAAAUGUCACCCAUGGACUUGAUCUGCAGGUGGCAGAAUACAGAAACUACAAACCAGAAAGUGAAGAAGACUACAACAACAUGUACUGGAGGACAGAAUAUAUGGAAGGUGAAGAUGGUGAACUCUCUUGGUUCAAUGCUGGUGUAAGGGUAGGUGUUGGGAUAGGCCUUGGUGUUUGCCUUGGAAUUGGAAUAGGAGUCGGUCUCUUUGUCCGUACCUACCAAUCUACUACCCGGAACUUUAAAAGGCGGUUUAUAUAAUCUCUCUUUAUGGAAAACCACAUUUUCUUCCUAGUGACUGCAAAUUUUCUUGGUGUAAGCUCGUGUGGUUUAUCAGUCAUUUUGUGUGCUUCACUUUCUAUUCUCUUUUUAUUGUUAUUUCUCUUAUUUUUGAUGUAGUAAGUUAUUUGACCACUGUUUAUAAGGAUUAAAGUUGGCAUACAUGGGACUUAGAGUUUGUAUGACUUUGUACUAUUCUGUAAAUCAUUUUGUGUUUCUGUAAGGUCACAUAUCAGACAAUCCGUAUCAGUGCAAAUAAUAGCUACAUAUAUGAGCGCAUAUUCAGUUA